Aspergillus nomiae NRRL 13137 is the source of this 5919-nucleotide messenger RNA. Its product is annotated as GTPase-activating protein BEM3. Gene Ontology annotation, molecular function: phosphatidylinositol binding. The transcript has 6 exons. The record is from RefSeq and is a predicted model, not a curated record. Bases 1 to 5919 code for a protein of 1972 amino acids. Gene Ontology annotation, biological process: mitochondrion inheritance; signal transduction. NCBI's taxonomy places the organism in Eukaryota, Fungi, Ascomycota, Eurotiomycetes, Eurotiales, Aspergillaceae. Gene Ontology annotation, cellular component: mitochondrial inner membrane.
AUGGAAUCUCUGAGAUACAGCAAUGGAAGCUCCUGGGAGAAUGUCAAAUCUUCUGAAUAUGAGGUGAACACGAAGAACACAAAGUCAAAGCAGGACAUGCCUGGGCUGCAACAGCCAGGGCCAUCGACCCGCCAUCUGAUUGACCGUUUCCCACACAUGCCACAAUUGCACCGACCCAGCAAAGAGGAGCUAUUGGCUGCAGCCAACGGCUUUUGGUCUCGGCUCAAAGUACGAUUCAAGUGGUUCUCAAUUCGAAGCGUUCGACCUUUUAAUCUGGACGAGAUAACAGCACUCUUUUCCUGGGUACUUCUAGGGCAUGUUGUCUGGGUUGUGUUAGGCACAACUACAUUCUUUUCCUUGUUGAUCAUUGCAAUCAAUACCGUUUUCGCCCAAGAAACCUUGGCUGGCUGGAUAGGUAACUAUCUCACGAAAUCUUCGGGAGUGAAAGUUGUGUUCGAGUCAGCGAUUGUCCCCAAGUGGAGAGAUGGCGUGAUAACGUUCAAGAAUGUCUUUGUCUCCAGGCGACCCGGCCAAGGAACAGGUCAUGUUAGUAAAGGCUCGCCUAAAACUGCAGCUGCCGUGGCUGCGGCUGCAGCGCUCAGUGAUCAGCCUAACUCGGACAUCUUGGAUCAACGACACUCAUCGGUGGAAGAGGAUACGAACUAUACGCAAUUUGACCUGGCAAUCGAGACAGUGAACGUUACACUAUCAUUCACCAAAUGGAUCAACGGCAAAGGGCUACUGCGUGAUGUCGAGAUUCAAGGGAUACGGGGCGUUGUUGACCGCAGAUAUGUUUAUUGGUCAGAUGAUGACCUCGACCCAAAAUCCUACCGGCAUGAACACAACCCCGGAGACUUUGAGAUCGAUUCUUUUAAGAUGAGCGAUGUGCUAGUCACGGUUUACCAGCCAGACAAUUUCAGACCUUUUUCUGUUAGUAUAUUCUCUUGCGAUCUGCCACAACUGAGAAAGCAGUGGCUGUUUUAUGACUUCAUGUCAGCCAAUAUGAUGUCAGGAUCUUUUGACAAUUCAUUGUUCACUAUUCAUCCACGACAGACUCACAGUUUCACCGGAGCACAGUUAGACAAUGGAGUAGGAGAGGACGGCAGAACGAGUCCUUGGAAGAAACAUAGCCGGAUACGCAUCGAUGGUUUGAACAUCGAUCAUCUAAACCGCGGAGUACAAGGGCCUUUCUCCUGGAUACAUGAAGGAACUGUCGACAUUGUUGCCGACAUCAUGUUUCCAGCAGAAAAUGACGAAAGCCUAACUAAGGUAAUGGCUGACAUCUAUGAUCGACUAGAAGCAACUGUCACAUCUACUCAGUACCGUGAUACGUUAUCGGAAAACCCAACUCAGCCUGGCGAAACUGUUAGUGAGAACAACAGGAGAUUUCUCGUCACCGACUUACGACUGCACUUAAACAAUGUUAGGGCAGUUGUCCCCUUAUUCACACGAGAUCUCUCAUAUAUAAACAAUGCCCUCAUCAGGCCCAUUGUGGCAUACAUCAAUUCACGACGUACUUUCAUCCCUGUUAAUUGCCGCCUUGUCAAGCGAGUUGGUGAUUUCGACGGCAGCUGGACUAUAUUCGAUAGCGGCUUAAUGGAUGAUCUUUCGGCAGCGGUGUAUGACGCAUUCGCACGAGAUGUUGUGGAUGAGCAAGCACGCAAGCGACGUUUCAAGAAGGUAGGGUUUUGGUCACUCCAAUUAGCAGCCCAGGCUAUUUUUAUGGCACCCACUCGUGGUCCGCUUUUCCAAUUCGAGCUCCGACUCCUACACAAUCUGCUAUGUAACAACUUCGGCGGCAGGGCAGCAGCAACACUUCAACAACCUCAACCAGCUCUUCGCAGGGCCUCCAAGGCCACAUUCAGCAAGACAUCGGUUGCUUACACAUUCAACAUUGACCGGCGAUUCCACUUCAUUGCCCGUGACCAUCUGCUACCACGAUCGUACGCUGCUGAGGCUGUGGUCAUUGCUCUCCGUAAAUCUCCUUCACUACCCUGUAUACAAGCAAUCACCUCCAGUCACCCCACCAAUUCACCACUAACCCAUCGCAAAGUCCUCUGUCGCGGAGUGAGCGCAUUUGGAAGUUUGCUGUUGAAUAGGCCUGACCAGCAUGAUCGGAACAUGAUUGAACAAACAAUGCCCACUAAAUCUCGACAAUCUUCAUACGCAAUGGAAGCCAACCAAUCUUCAACACCUUCACCUAUAUCAUCUGCCUCGGCGCCUGGGGAGCGAUCCGGGCAGCGCAUCAUGCCCCGCACUUCUUCAAUUGACUCUGCGAUAUCAUCUCUCUCUUCCGCCUCACAGUCCCAUAAGUCUUCAUUUGAUGCUACAGCUUUGAGCCAAGCUGAUAUUGGGAAUCUCAUCGCCACUGCAGGGUCUGCCGAGGCAGUAAUCAAACAUCUUUUGAAGGAAAAGCAUCAUGCAGCAUCUCAGAAUUCACAACUUUGGAGACUGGUUGAUAAACAAAGAACACUUAUCCUUGGGUUAAACAAAGAUCUUGAACGUGCUUUGAAAGAGAAAGAGCGAUAUAGGAAGAAGUUCAAGGAGUUGCAGAGCCCUGCACCAAUUUUACCACCUAACAAUGAGCUUCACUUCCAGCAUAAAGCCAUCGAAAGUGAAGAUAAAUCUCUUGGACAGAGGAAUUCCGAGCAAGGGAAAUCGCAGUAUCAAGGUGUGUCACCACAUAGCCCCAGUUCUAUCGGGCGGAACCUAUCAUCUAGCACUAUCCGGUCGCAGAACGUGGCUGUACAGGAUUUAUCGGAAAACCUGAUUAAGGAGUGUUCUACGGGUCAUACAGGGAGACUGGAUCGGCGAUUAGGCUCGCAACCUCCCCCGCCAUCAGUGUAUCCUCAACAAGAAUUAGCGGCUGCGAGCCCAAGUUCUUUGGCAAGCUCCAGCUCCCCUGUUAACGAUACUGUACCAGGUGAAGAUAAACAGCAAAGAGUCCCACAUCCUGUGCGUAAACCUCCACCUGCGCCCUUGAAUCUCGUCCAAGGCGAACGCACUUUAUUGGGCAACCCAGACAUCUACGACUCUGAAUCUGAGUAUGAAGAUAUUUUGGCAGUUGAUGAAUUACCCGUAGAACGGGGACGAAGAAAAACACGCGAUGACGAUGAUCGUGAACGUGAAGCUGCCCUGGCACGCGAAAAUAUUACGCUUAGUUCUUCGAGAAACGAAUCUUCUCAUUCAACGAAGGCAGCUCCAAUCACUGAUUCAUCUGAAUAUUUAACAACUCCUUUAAGUCCUCGUAUGACUCUCGGCGAUCAUCCUGUUAUCAUGGCGCCGAAGAGCCCUGGCUUGCCUGUCAGCCCAAGGCCUGAAGAUCGCCCACCCAACUCCCCUUUGCCUCGGUUGCCCAGAGACAUGGCCAACAACAUGGCUUCCCAACCGAUAGCCACAGAAAGUGGCCUUUCGGGAUUAGCUCUAUCACCUCAUGUCAGCAAGUAUCAGGCCCCCUUUAGCGCUACACAUUCACACAUGCCAGUCGACGUAGCCAGUCGAUCUAUCCCCUCGAUCGACGCCACUGUUAGAGCCGAUAGCACUAGGUCCACAGUGUCAAACUCCGAUGGUAUUUAUCGGGGAUUGGUUUCAGAAGACUACCCAGGCUUUCUAUUACCUCCAAAUGCUCUGCCUUUGGUGCUAGUUAAAGUGUCGUCAUCACGACUUCGCCCCUCGCGAAACAGCUACUUAGCGUCUAGGCCUUCGGAAGAGGAGCCUGUUUUUACACUGAGCGUCCUUUCGCGUUCUGAAAACUUGGAGCUCUGGCGUGUUGAAAAGGUCAUUGCGGCACUCCCACAACUUGAUCAGCAAGUAAAACAGUUAUCUAGCUACGGGGGGAAGCUACCAGACAGAUCAAUAUUCAGCGGGCAUUCCCCAGCCAAGGUGGAUGCGAGGCGAGCCGCAUUAAAUGCAUACUUCGAAGCACUUCUCGAUACACCAAUGGAUGAAAAAGCGGCUCUGGUUAUAUGCCAGUUCCUCACAUCCGAUGCUAUUGAGCCAAGGGAUGAUGAAACCAGUUUGCUAAAAGGUAGUCAACACAUGAGCUCCGAAAUACUACGUGGUCCAGAUGGUAAGCCCAGAAAAGAGGGCUAUUUAACAAAAAGAGGCAAGAAUUUUGGCGGUUGGAAGGCUCGGUACUUUGUUCUCCAUGGACCCGAGCUGAAAUACCUUGAAUCGCCAGGUGGUCCUCACCUUGGAACUAUCAAAAUUUACAAUGCCCAGAUUGGCAAGCAGUCGCAGGGCACAAAUGGUCAAAAUAAUAACCCGCCUGCACGAGGUGAAGAGGACUCCGACAAUCAAUAUCGCCACGCGUUUCUAAUUUUAGAACCCAAGAAAAAGGAUUCAUCAGCUCUUGUGCGACAUGUUUUGUGCGCAGAAAGCGACGAAGAGAGGGAUUCUUGGGUAGAGGCACUCUUGGAAUAUGUAGAAGGGCAAUCCGAGAACGAAGCAUCGAAUAGUGGAUCCUCAAAGGGUCAGGUCUCUGGUACACACCCUGCUAACACAACGGUUAACCUCAAAAUGCCCCCGAAUGGAAACAAGAACAACAGAACAACCGAUAGUUCGGAUCUUGAAGGCCUCGAUAUAGUUCAAGGAUUUAGUUACGAGGAUGCUAUCCCUGCCGAACCGCCAGUUUUCGGACCACCUUACGAACAACAGGCACUUAUGUCACCCACUUUUCCUCAAAUGUCACCAACCGACCCUACAGAUGCAACCCAAGCAACGAACCAGGUGCCGGACACUGGCCAGCUCUCAUCUAGAAUCAUAUCUGGACCCACAAAUGGAGCUAUUAUCCAGGACGCGGGGGCUUGGGGAAAUAAGUCGGCAACUAGUACCAAGGAAAAAAAACGUAGCAUCUGGGGAUUCCGCACGAGAUCGUCAGUCGACCUUGCCUCACAACUGCAAGCCAGUUAUGACUCCCCAUCGGUUCAACCGCAUAAUCUUACCUCCGGCGAAAGAAGGGACCUUGUCAGGCCAGUCUUUGGCAUCCCAUUGGCGGAGGCGGUGCAGUUCUGUGCGCCGCGGGGUAUCGACGUUGAUUUACCUGCUGUAGUCUACCGUUGCAUCGAGUACCUCACGGCCAAGGGUGCAGAAUCAGAGGAAGGGAUAUUUCGAUUAAGUGGGUCAAACAUCGUUGUCAAGGCGCUCAAAGAAAGGUUCAAUACUGAAGGGGAUGUGGACUUCCUCGCCGGUGAUCAAUAUUACGAUGUACAUGCUGUGGCCUCCCUUUUCAAGCAAUAUCUGCGAGAGUUACCCACGACUGUUCUCACUCGCGAACUUCAUAUCAAGUUUCUGCGUGUUCUUGAGCUUAAUGAAAGACAGACUAAGAUCGCGGCAUUCAACUCGCUUGUCCACAGACUUCCGAGACCAAACUUGGCUUUACUGCGAGCAUUGGUCCAGUUUUUGAUUGUUAUCGUGAACAACUCUGAUGUCAAUAAAAUGACAGUCAGAAAUGUUGGCAUAGUUUUUGCUCCAACACUAAACAUUCCAGCACCUGUGUUCUCGAUGUUUCUUACUGAAUUUGAGCGAAUCUUUGAAGACCUGCUAGGAACGCGUUCAGACCUUGAGGAUCCCAUCAUAGAUAGUCCUACGUCUCCUGAGAUCUCUCAUUUUGCGCCAAGCCAAAUGCUGACAGAGAUGCCGAGUUUACAUACUCAAACAACUUUCCGUAAACAGGGAGAUCCUCGUGACCGUGAUGAAUGCAUAACACACCAAUCGAGCUACGACCAGUCAUCUAGCAACUUCCUGGAAAGUAAUAACGAGGAACAUACCACUCCACCCACAACGAGCAAGAUGUUGACACCAAAUCCUGAAACUUCGCGUUCCAUCAAAUCGAAAAGAAGAGAAAGCUCUCUACUAUUUAUGGAGGUUAAUCAUCUUAACUCUCCUUUUGCUUCUGCGCACGAUAAUGAUGGUGAGUAA